Messenger RNA from Scophthalmus maximus (turbot), 3920 nucleotides. RefSeq names its product chromobox homolog 1a (HP1 beta homolog Drosophila) (gene cbx1a). Gene Ontology annotation, cellular component: pericentric heterochromatin; nucleus. Gene Ontology annotation, molecular function: chromatin binding. The record is from RefSeq and is a predicted model, not a curated record. Bases 1 to 852 code for a protein of 283 amino acids. NCBI's taxonomy places the organism in Eukaryota, Metazoa, Chordata, Actinopteri, Pleuronectiformes, Scophthalmidae. The transcript is spliced from 5 exons. Gene Ontology annotation, biological process: negative regulation of transcription by RNA polymerase II; chromatin organization.
AUGCUGACUGGACUUGUCAUCUCCAAGUGGCGUCUUGACUCGUUCGGCUUCAUACUAUCUGAAGCGAAUAUUCGAGACACACAACACACUGGUCUCUCUUCAUCUCCCACCAUUGUACCGGUGAAGCCAAGGGCAACAGAGGCUCCCUCAGCAGACGUCAAGCUGGCGACCGUAGCAGGAAAGAAAGGCAAGAAGGCUGAGGAGGAGGAGCAGCCUGCAGCACCGGCGGCGGUGGUGGUGGCAGCAGCAGCAGCAGCAGCAGCAGCACCGGCACCAGCACCGGCGGCAGCAGCGACAGCUGCAGCACCGGCAUCAGCAGCAGCAGCAGCAGCAGCAGGGGAGGAGGAGGAAGAGGAAGAGUAUGUGGUGGAGAAGGUUUUGGACCGCCGAAUCGUGAAGGGAAAAGUGGAAUUUCUGUUGAAGUGGAAGGGGUUCUCGAAUGAGGAUAAUACCUGGGAGCCAGAGGAGAACCUGGACUGCCCCGACCUUAUCGCAGAGUACAUGCAGAAAUACAGAGAGAAGGAGGAGAAGAAGAAAGAGGGCAAGAGGAAAGCUCCCAGCGAGGGAGACUCAGAAGAGCGAGGGACCAAGAGGAAGAAAGAAGAGGGUGAGAAGGCCAGGGGUUUUGGUAGAGGUCUGCAGCCAGAGAGGAUUAUUGGAGCAACGGAUUCGAGUGGGGAGCUGAUGUUCCUCAUGAAGUGGAAGAACUCCGAUGAGGCCGACCUUGUCCCAGCCAAGGAAGCUAACGUCAAAUGUCCCCAAGUGGUCAUCUCUUUCUACGAGGAGCGCCUCACCUGGCACUCUUACCCCACAGAAGAGGAGGAGAAGAAGGAAGAGGAGAAAAAAGACUAGAUUAGUAGAGGAGGAGUGCGGAGGUGGAGGGCGGGAAAUCGACAAUAUGCUGGUGAACUGUUGCCCAAGUGAGUCGACUCUAGCAGCCACUUUGGCAGGGAAAUUGAUUUAAAAAAAGAAAAAAAUCCCAAAUCAUUGUGAUUGAACUGCCAACGUAGCUGACAGAGGGGAAAAAGAUGUUUGUUUUCCUGCCCUGGAAGGAGACUGACGUGCUUUCCUCAAAGGAUGCUCCCACUUGUGUCUCAGCUGAAUGUGAAAGAAAAUGUGUUAAAGAGAUAUGUUGACGCUCCUCUGCUUUACUUCCCUCACCAAGAACAUGUCACCUGAUGGGAGUCGGUGCCUUUGUUCUGCCAGUAUUUCUCCUUGUCAUCACAAACUGAAUAUUGAACGCAAUCCUGUGAAAUGACUAAUAAGUGUUUGUCUCCAACACUUGGUGACAAGUGCUUGGUGUUGGAAAUUAAGCAAUACAACGGGAGCUGUCGAGCUACCUCUUUAACACGUGCAUUCAUGUGAGAAGCAAGCUGAGUGUUUGGCUGUGGCUGGCAAGUUUGUCUCUCCUCCCAAUCACCGGUCCUCAUUUAGAACUCCUGUAUUAGCCAGUAAGAGGGUGAGAGUGGCCAGUGGAUUGUGGCAGUUUGGAGUGGACAAACUUCCCUCCCCGCUUCGUCAGAACACACUGAGGGGAAAUUCUUUUGAAGGGGAAAGAAGUGAGGCGACGUAUUACGUGAAGUGUGUGAAAGAACGGACAGAAACCAUUUUGUCUCUUUCAGUAUCUGUUCUUUGUGCCACCUUGUUUCUCAUUAUCGCUGUAACGCUGUUCUUCAUUUGAAACUCAAAACACCAAAUGAAUACAUUUCACUCUAAUGUGGAGUCUCACAGUCUCCAUGAAAGAACCACCAGUCGUUGGCUUCAGCGUCUGUAUGUCCUACCAGCCAAUAUGGCAGUGAACCAGCUGCUGGCAGUUCAAAUGUCCUGCAUUUCUGUGCUAAAACAGUUUUUUUGAAUUUCUGAGUUUCCCUUCAUUCCAGCAAAACUGCAGCUUUUACUUUGCUUCCUGUAAGUUUUAAAUUUUUUUUUAUGAAAACUGAUAACUGAGCAAGUAUAUGAGCUAAGGUUUGAGCUUAACUUGUCAGUUUCUAUGGAUGUAAACCUGCGGAUCUGUUACAAUAUAAAGAGUUGGUGUGUCUGGUUAAAGUGCCCAGACUUCAUUUCAUUCCUGGUAGUCACAGCAGGUUGGAUUCCCCAACUUCUCAACUGAGUUCAGCAGUUUUAAAGUAUUAUCUUCGAUAGAUCUGAAGCAUGUUGUUUUUCCUGUCAAAAUGGCUGGUGGAGUGUACACACUGAAAAGCUACAGCUGUUUGGUUGUAAUUUCCACUGAGUGAUGGGCACACCGUUGGACGUUUGGUGAGGUUUUCUCAUCUAGCAUCUAGGCCUUUUUCAAACCAACACCUCACACCUGAAGAAGCUGUGAUGCCCUUUGACCUCCAGAUUAGAGGGGAGAAGCGUCGAGAACCCACGCAUGGUCAUUCAGACAGAAACACAUCAUGCACACACUGUUAGCCUGUUUUAACUAUCAGUCUUUUUUAAUUGCUUAUAUCUGGAUAUCAAAGAUCAGAUGAUUAUGUAGGUAGAGCGUUUCAAAAUCGUGCAUCGGUGAGACUGUAAUCAGAAUGCUGGAGUUGGCCUCUCCAUUUUAUGCACAGUUACAAGGUGAUCAGACUUGUUUCACACCUCCUGUACCUGUAUUAACCAUGUCAGCAGGACUGUGGGCCUGCUGUGAUAACAAGUUGUGGUGUAGUGUAGACAGCUGUGUCGCUAUCGGUGUGGGAAGUGACAUGCCAUAUGCCGCUAAACUGUUGGCUGCAGUUGGUACAUCGAUAUUCUCUGCCAGCCUCUUGUUUGGCUCAUGAGCGGUUGAAAGUGGCUUGCAGGUGGAAGUUUUUUCUGAUGAGGCCGACGCCCUAUCACUCAGUGGAUAUGUGCCCCAUAACAAAUACAACUGUGUUUUACUGUUUGUGGAAGAGAUAAUUGAAAGUACUUUUAGUCUUCAUUUCCACACCCUUGUUUUUAACCUUCACACACUCUGGUACCUGUGUUUUCUAAGCUGUAUCAUUUUAGCUUGCACUGACCGGGCGGCACUCACGACAUGAUGAUUCAGCACAUUUUGAGUGGCUCAUGGUUCCUCUUGCUUGCAGACCAUCCUAUGUUCCACACAUCAUUUUUUGCUAUUUGCAAAAAAUAAAAAAUGAAAGAGCUUUUGCGUUCAGCAUGAUCAAUUUAAUCACUUCAUAUUGAAUGUUGCCCGGCUGUGCUUAUUUCCAGGUAUACUCCAUUUAAGUUAAUAUAGUAUCUUCUUCUGUUAGCGGACCUGGGUUAGCAUGUUCAAAUCCAAUUUCCCCCAAACUGUUUGCUUUGGGUGGCAACUUACCUUGGAGAGAAUUUAGUCCUGAAAAUAUAUUUCCUUGACUCUAUUUUUCUAUUUCCAGUGGACAUUGUCUUUCUGCUUCACUUCACACUGCCUUGUGUCACAACCCUUGACAAAGCAGCAAUUUAUUUUUUAAAGUUACCCUCUUCCACAGAAUCUGAUCAUUUUAAUGAUCCCUAAUCCCCAGUAAAAUUCUGAGGAAGAUAUGUACUAAGUUAAAGAUGUAAGCUUCAUGAUAUACAGUCAGAGAAACAGGUUGGACGAUCACUAGUUGGUUCAGUUGUAAAUAAAAAUUAUGGCAUUUGAAAUCAAACCUCUGACUCAAACGGAGCUGUGCUGAUUGUUCAUGCCGCUGUCUGUUUUCACACAAAUGUAUUAUUCCGAGUAGAAUGCUCUCGUGUCUUCACUAUAUACAUGUUACAGUGUUAUGACUAAAAUGUCCUAUCCCGUGUCAGGAAGGGAUGAAUUAGCUGUACCUGGGUCCGCUAGUUAGCUUUUCUAUCUUGUCUCUGAAACUUCAGUGUUUAGCAGAUUAGAUUGUGUUGUCUUGUUGCUUGUAUAUUGGUUUCCCUUGGAAUGUCACUGUCAUGACUGAUCUUCCUUUGUCUGUUUUGGACAAUAAAGGUUUGUUUUGUUUUCAUAA